Marasmius oreades (fairy-ring Marasmius) is the source of this 1831-nucleotide messenger RNA. RefSeq lists its product as uncharacterized. Lineage: Eukaryota; Fungi; Basidiomycota; Agaricomycetes; Agaricales; Marasmiaceae. The transcript is spliced from 5 exons. Gene Ontology annotation, molecular function: alpha-1,2-mannosyltransferase activity. Gene Ontology annotation, biological process: GPI anchor biosynthetic process. Bases 611 to 1756 code for a protein of 381 amino acids. Gene Ontology annotation, cellular component: endoplasmic reticulum membrane. The record is from RefSeq and is a predicted model, not a curated record.
CGCGCACGUCCCUGCCCGUCCGUGAUGCCUUCCACCACAGUCACAGCUUUGGUCGUCCGUGUCCUGAUUGCGGUAUGCACCCGCACGGCAUUCCAACCCGAUGAAUACUUCCAGUCCUUGGAGCCUGCACAUCAUUUGGUCUUUGGUUACGGACAUCUUACCUGGGAAUGGCUCAGCCCUCGCCCAAUUCGAAGCAUAAUUUACCCCGCACUGAACGUGCCUAUUUAUUGGUUAUUGAAGAUCACUGGCAUAGAUGGUUGGGGAAGAUUCGGAGACGAGCUUGUGUUGUUAGCACCGCGGAUUCUCCAUGGCACAUUGGCGGCGAUGACAGACAUAGCUAUCUGUCAUUUGACGAAGGAAACUAUUGGAGAUCGCUAUGUCACGACUGCACUUUUUCUUUCAUUAACGUCGCUCUUCCAUAGUUUAUCACUGUCCCGAUCCCUAUCAAACUCCUUAGAGACAUCUCUGACAACAAUCGCACUGUCCUUCUUUCCUUGGGACAUCGGAGUACUGGAUUUACCUAGAACACGCGGGAGGUAGUUUCUACUCGUGUGGGUGUCGACGCGGGGAACUCACGAACUCACGUCCAAAACGUUCUAGGAUAAGAAGAAUGCUGUUCUUCGCUUCUCUUGCAUGUUUGGUCCGCGUUACAAAUGGUUUUAUCUGGAUCUACAUGACUGCUGUCUUCAUGUGGAGAAUUCGCGCUAGGAAGCCUCUUUUGGAGGGCUUCAUUCUGGACUCAAUUGUUACUGGCCUUCUUGCGCUGUUUCUUACAUUUGUGCUGGACACACUCUACUACGGUCGAGCCACCCUCACGCCGUUCAACUUUCUGAGAACUAAUCUUUCUGCGGUGUCACUCUUUUACGGGAGCAACCCGUGGCACUUCUAUCUCUCUCAAGCACUUCCUAUCCUUUGUACAACAGCUCUUCCAUUUGUUACUCAUGGAAUUUGGUUGGGUGUCACGAGCCCUCAUUCUAAUCAUCUCAAAGUGUUGAUAGGACUCUCUUGUUGGACGAUCGGAAUCUACUCCUUGGCUGGUCAUAAAGAAUGGCGCUUCAUUCAUCCUCUACUUCCCAUUUUUCACAUCUGUGCAGCUAAAUCGCUCGUCGACUGUUCACCGAAAACUAAGGAUGGCGAAAAACUUCCUCUACCGAGGCGCGUAUUGGGAUUCCUCCUCAUCAACGUUCCUGUAUCGGCAUACAUAAUCCUGCUUUACUGUAGCGGACCUAUCUCCGUCAUGACCUAUGUUAGAAGUUUACCUGUUGAAGUCACCCGAAGUGGGGUAGGCUUCCUCAUGCCUUGCCACUCCACGCCGGGCCAUGCAUACCUACAUCGACCCCAAUUGGCUCAGGGCGAGUUAUGGGCACUGGGCUGCGAACCACCUUUACAGAACCAAGACCUUGCAACAUACACAGAUCAGACGACCGUUUUCUUCUCCGAUCCUUAUCAUUAUCUAAUCGAUCGAUUUCCAAGUAUCGUCAAUCCGUCUUUCCCAAAGUCUCCUUAUCCUGCUUCCACGCCCAGCAGCUCACCUUCCCAGGCGGUGCAAUCGUGGCGCCACGAAUGGCCGAUGCAUCUCGUAUUUUUUGGUUCUCUUCUUGAACGAAAAGGGGUGAGACAUCUGCUUGAGGAAAGGGGGUAUAAAGAAGUGUGGCAUGGAGGAAGACCUUGGGAAGGUGAUGGGGAAGAAAGGAAAGGUGGUGUCAAGGUCUGGAGAUGGACCACGGGAGCUGGCUCCAGGCUGAAUGGUUUAUGAGUAAUUUGAGUUAGUUUGUCAAUGUAGUUAAACUAGGCGCCAUAAAUUUGUUUGUUUUCAUAUUUUGACAUGGAC